Messenger RNA from Batrachochytrium dendrobatidis JAM81, 1074 nucleotides. RefSeq lists its product as uncharacterized. Gene Ontology annotation, molecular function: protein binding; diphthine methylesterase activity. Gene Ontology annotation, biological process: protein histidyl modification to diphthamide. Lineage: Eukaryota; Fungi; Chytridiomycota; Chytridiomycetes; Rhizophydiales. Gene Ontology annotation, cellular component: cytoplasm. The transcript has 7 exons. The record is from RefSeq and is a predicted model, not a curated record. Bases 1 to 1074 code for a protein of 357 amino acids.
AUGGAUACGGCUACGAGUUUGAAAGCUAUUUGUUUUGACACUGAAUACAGUGCAGAUUCAGUCGAGUUCUGCCCUAUUCCCAAGUAUGAGCAAUAUGCUGCUGUUGGAACAUACCAGGUUCUUGAACCCUCACCAAGUGACGACUCUCUUGACAAAUCCAUUACAAAUCGAACAGGCAGGCUUUACAUUUACAGUGUAGAUAGAACUCCUAAUGACCUUCAGUCUUCAGCCAAUGCCCUUCAAGUGAAAGAGGUGUUUCGUCAAGAAUCUUCAGCAAUCUUGGACAUUAAAUGGUCACACCAGCCAUUCAACGGUGAACCAAUUGCAGCUGUUGUAACAUCUACUGGCGAAACAAACAUAAUGAGUCUUGAUAUGAAUGGGAAGCUGUCGACGAUCCUAUCAUUGCAUAAUGGCAAACCCGGAAUACUAAAUCUAUCUGCAGACUGGGCCAAUAGAGUGAAUCCCAAUGCUGGGCAUACGUGUGCCAUCAGUGAGAGUGAUGGCAGUUUUUCUACCUACACAGUUACACCAGACGCUGGUCUUGUAAAGCAAAGAGAAUGGACAGCACAUCAAUUCGAGGCAUGGAUCGUUGGAUUCAACUGUCAUCAAACAUCUACAAUUUAUUCUGGCGGCGAUGAUAGCCUAUUCAAAGGAUGGGAUACUCGUAUGGAAAGCAAUAGUCCCAUAUUUGUUAACAAAUGUCAUCAAGCUGGUGUAUGCUCGAUUGCAUCCCAUCCAACUUGGGAUCAUGUUUUGGCAACAGGAUCAUACGAUGAAAACGUGUACAUUUGGGAUACUCGCUCAAUCAAGCGUCCUGUUUCUGAAAUAUCUAGCGGAGGCGGUGUUUGGCGUCUUAAAUGGCACCCCACAGAUCCAACACUGCUUCUUGCUGCAUGCAUGUACAAUGGAUUUCAUAUUUAUCAAUUAUUGAACCAAGAUAUGACUAAGCUAGAGCAUGUGCAAGAAUACAUGCAUCACAAAUCGAUUGCAUAUGGUGCUGAUUGGUCUUUUGCAGACCAAACAUCAUCAGCCAUGCACCCUGAUAAUAUUGAGAUGAAUGCAGCUGGGAUUUGA